Molecule: messenger RNA, 4665 nt
Organism: Ixodes scapularis (black-legged tick)
Lineage: Eukaryota; Metazoa; Arthropoda; Arachnida; Ixodida; Ixodidae
Product: phospholipid-transporting ATPase ABCA3-like
Exons: 18
Coding region: 1-4665 (1554 amino acids)
Biological process (GO): transmembrane transport; lipid transport
Cellular component (GO): intracellular membrane-bounded organelle; membrane
Molecular function (GO): ATP binding; ABC-type transporter activity; ATP hydrolysis activity
Source: RefSeq, a predicted model, not a curated record
AUGGAGGGCUUGCUGCAGCUGUCGGUGCUGCUGUGGAAGCAGCUGUACGUGCAGCGGCUGCGCGCGCGCCCGGUGUCCUUCGUGCUGGAGGUACUCGUAGCCCUGGUGCCAUUCGCGAAUAUCCACAACUCCAAGGGACGCUCGGGCAAGGACGCCUUCGUGGACAGCAUCAUCUACCCGGAGGUGACGCCGGACCUCGAGGAGCUGCACCUGCACGCGCUCUACUUCGGUCCCGACAACUCGUACACGAGGGCCACGGCCGACGUCAUCAAGAGCACGCUGCGGAACAUCGCCCCUCGCGCCGUGGACGACGAAGAGGAGAUGGCCAGGGUCGUGGCUUCGGCCAACGUGUCCGACCGCACCCUAGGCCUGUUCUUCCGCAAUGUGCCCGUGGACGAGCGCGCCUUCGUCAACCUCGACUACGUGGUCAUGUUCUCGUUCGGGACCUACCACAUCCUGGACUCGUUCAAGACGCGCGUCAGAUCCGGGCCGUCGGAAUAUCAGGACGAGAUGAGCGAGAGGCUGACGGCUGUUCAGGCCGUGGUGGAAGCACACCACGUCCGCACCUACCUGCGGUCGCUGGCCGCUGUCGGAGGCGCGAACCGUUCGUGGCCCGAGAUAAGCGUGAAGCUGCGCCAGUUCCCGUACCCGAUGUACCACGAGGACGAGGACAACACCAUGUUCCUCAUCGGCAUCCGCUGGGGCGCCGCCUUCAUCGUCCCCUUCUGCUACAUCAUCACCCGCGUGAUGCACGAACGCCACAGCGGCAUGCUGGCGCUCACGCGGCUGAUGGGCCUGCGGCGUUUCUGGACCUGGCUGGUGCAUUACGUCUGCUUCAUGCUCACCUGGACGCUGAGCUGCGUGCUGGUGCUGGCUUUGAUGACGCUGGUCGAGGGAUCCCAGGGCGUGCCCUUUGUCUACCUGGCCAACCCCAUGCUCGUGUUCGUCGCCAUGAUGCUCUUCGCCUCCGCCUACGUCCUGUUCGGCAUGCUCAUCUCCCUCUUCUUCGACAAGUCGAGUCUCGCGGUGGCGUUCGGUCUGCUCCUGUGGUCGGCGACCCUGGUGGUUCCUUUCCUGGCCUGGCACUGGAACAACAGGACGCUCACUGCCUACCUGGGACUGUCGCGCUGGGUCAAACUCGCCACCUCUCUGAUCCCCGUGCACGGACUCUACUACAUCUUCCGGAUCAUCGAGCUGUACGACUACUACGAGCGUAAGUUCGACUGGCCCAUGAUCUACAAGUACGCCCUGCUGAAGGACAACGUGCUGCCGUUCGAGAUCAUAUUGAUCAUGGGUUCCAUGUCGGGCCUCUUUGGCUUCCUCAUCUGGUACCUGGAGAUGGUGCUGCCCUGGACUGCCACCAUACCAGAACCGCUGCACUUCCCUUUCAAGGCGAGCUACUGGAACGUGGCCGAAGAGGAGAUCAAGCUGCCCGCCUCCCAUGAGAGUAUUCCGGACGAGAGCCAGGACAACUUCGAGGAGGAACCGAGGCACCUCCUACUGGUCGUCGAAGCCUUGAAUGUCAGCAAGGUGUACAGCAAGAAACACGCCGUGGACCACCUCACUCUCCGGCUUUACCACGGCCAGAUCUUGGUGUUGCUCGGUCACAACGGAGCUGGCAAGACAACGCUGGUGAACAUGCUCACGGGCAUGUUGCGGCCGACUUCUGGCACCGCCAUCAUCGAGGGCUUCGACCUGACGAAGGACCUCGAAGACGCUCUAGUGAACGUGAGGCUCUGCCCCCAGAAGAACCAGUUGUACGAACAGAUGACCGUCUAUGAACACCUCUUCUUUUUCGCGGCGAUUCAAAAGGUUUCUCGGGACGUGAUCGCGGACCAAAUCGACGCUCUCGUUAAUGUGCUGCGGCUUGGUUCGUUCCUGACCUCGUUUCCAAGGGCACUUCCCGCAGCCUUGAAGCGGAAACUGUGCAUUGCCCUCGCCAUCAUUGCCGAUCCCAAGGAUAUAUCCGUGCCGCCCGGGAUGUUCGCAGGAACGGGCUACCACUUGAAGAUCAGGAAGCGACCGAAGCGCUGCGACGUGCCGGGCAUCAUCUCGGUGGUCCAGUCGUACGUGCCCACGGCGCAUCUGGUCACGGACACGCCGAAGGAUCUGCGGCUCGCCAUGGGAGUCACCUCAUCCGAGGGCUUCGUUGAAAUGUUUAAGGUUCUCGAACGGCUCCGCUCCAAGAUGGGGAUCCUGAGCGUCUCCGUGUCGGUGACCACGAUGGAAGACGUGUACUGGAGGAUCGCCAACGACCUUAAAAGCGAAGAGACGCAGCCUGCCGACGGCGAAAGUUACGGCAAUGGCGCCGGCGCCGUGGACCUGGUGACGCUGCGAAGCCUGUGCAAGCGGCGCGUCAGCCACGUCUCGACGGCCAGUCGCACCAAGGCCCUGAUGCGCAAGCGGUUGCAGUACACGCGCAAGCAGUGGAAAAUCCUUUUGGUCGGGAUCGUCGUGCCCGCGCUCAUCAUCUUCGUCCAAGGCGUCCGAGAGGCAACGAUCGACAUUGAGUUCAAAAUGAAGCCUGUCUACAAGUACGACCUCAAGUCCAUGUUCGGCGGCGGUACACUAACCGUCAUGUCAGCCGACGAGAGCACCUUCUCGAUGGCACACGAUGUCUACCAGCCCUUGCUCCAGCACCACCUGAGCCAAGUGAGCGCGGUUCGUGACGUCACGGACCACGUGCUCGAACUGGGCAAUUCGAACCUGAACGCGUACCUGCACUGCUUGACCGGGGCAAGCUUCCGCAAGGACACCCCAGGCCCCGCGGGGGACUCCAAGUUCGUCGUGACGGCAUGGCACAAUGGCGAGGCCUACCACACGGCAGCCAUCGCUCUUAACUUGGUCCACACGGCGUUGCUCCGGUCGCUUUCGGACGAUAAAACGGCGUCUAUCACGCUUCGCGUUCGUCCCCAGCGGCGACUAGAGGAGUCUGCGCGGCAAGCCUUGACGGGCAGCUUCGCCUUGCGGGCAGUGGUGGAACGUACCAUUGCCUUCUCGAUGGCCAUGGCUCUGAUGAUCUCGGCCUUCGGGCCGUUUCCCGUGGCGGACCGCGUGAGCAAGUCCAAACACCUGCAGCUGAUGACGGGGCUCACGGGCAAGGUGUACUGGAUGGCAAACUUCCUGUUCGACUACAUCAUCUACUCGCUGGCCGUCUUCUGCUUCGUCGUUGUAAAUGUCUUCUUCUACAGCGAGUACACCGUCACGAUGAUCGUGACGCUGGAACAUUACCACCAGCUGUGCGGCACGAAAAGCGACCAUCGCCAGCAGGGGGGGACCAGCGCCCAGCAGGAUCCCGCGGAUGAGUUCACGGAGACCUGCUGCGCCGCUUUCCUGCGGUCUGACAAGACUGCCAUCCCCAAAGUGCGGCUCCCUUACACGGCGCUCAUCGAGGCAUUCGUGAUGAUCGGCGAGGCGCUGCUGUUCGUUGUGCUUCUCAUGUACCGGGACUCCGGAAGCUACGGGCGCUUCCGCACCUUCCUCAGGGCCAAGGUGCACCGGCGUCGGAUCUGGCCUCAGCCGCAGCAAGACGAAGACCUGGUGCGCGAGGAGACGCACGUGCGGAGCCUAAUCGCCAGCCACGAGCUGCGAGACGAGGUGCUCGCAGUCUUGGAGCUGUCCAAGUUCCGGAAAGGCUUGGCGGUGAACGCGGCCACGUUCUGCGUGCGUCAGGGCGAGAUCUUUGGCAUCUUGGGCGUGAACGGCGCCGGCAAGACGACCCUGUUUCGCAUGCUCACCGGCGACCUGACCACGGACAGGGGCCGGGCCCUGCUCAAGACCUCGCACGGCCUCUCCUCCAUCCGCGCCGACAUCAAGCAGUGGCAGUCCAGCGCCGGCUACUGUCCACAGCACGACGGCUUCCUGGAGCAGCUCAGCGGCUGGGACAUGCUGGCGCUGUUUGCCAGGCUGCGCGGGGUGCCAGAGCGCAUCGUGCCAGAGGUCGUCCGCAAGUUCUCUCAUCUGGUGGACCUCGAGUCGAUUGUGAACGACCCAAUCGACACGUACAGCAGCGGAUGUCGCCGCAAGCUGUCCAUCGGCCUGGCCAUCAUCGGGAUGCCCCCGGUCGUGUUCUUGGACGAACCGACCACGGGGGUGGACGUGGUGUCUCGCAAGAAGCUGUGGAGCUCGCUCAAGAGUCUACAGGCCACGGCCAGCAUGGCUAUCGUCAUGUCAUCUCAUAGCAUGGACGAAGUUGACUUCCUGUGCGACCGGGUGACCAUCAUGAUCGACGGCGAGUUCCAGUGCCUGGGCACCAUCGCGCACCUCAAGGCCAAGUACGCCCAGGGCUACACCAUGUGCGUCAAGACGCACGUGGAGUACAAGGACGACCUGGACUACACCAACAAGCUGCUCAGGACCAUCGUCAACACCUUUCCGGAGACCAAGCUCAGGGAGUCGUACGAGUGCUACCUGGAGUACCACAUGGCGGACAUCGGACUUCCCUGGAGCGAGCUGUUCGCCAUGGCCGAGACGGUCAAGCAGAAGCUCAACUUGCUCGAGCUCCUGCUCAGCAACACCACCCUAGACCAGAUCUACGUGGCGCUGGCCAAGAAGGAGGGCGCCCGGCGUCCGGCCGCCGACGAGAUCGAAGAGGACGAGGGAGACGCCGACGCCGAGGAGUCCAGGCCCACGCGCCGUGGAACAUCCCAGCUCUCCAAACAUUAA